UCAUGAUGACGAAUUUAAUUUGGGUUUUUACGAGGUUUGAUCAACAAGCGAAUUGAAAUAUUCCUGUGGACCAGCUAUGUGCAUUUGAAGGAAAUGCCGAGUGUAACUGAGAUUUUCAGAUUGUUAUUUGGGCCUCCAAAAGAGCGACUCGACACAAACGAAUUACCAAGAGAAAUUCAACAGGAUUUUGAUAACCUUUAUGGAAGGGGAUCAGUGCUUCAUUUGGAGGUAGAACCUCCAGAUUAUCACGAAGAAUGGAGAAUAUAUGGUGGACAUAAUCCAGAGCAGGGAGAUCUUGAACACUUUUUUCAUUCCAGUGAGGGUGAUUUCCUACAGGAGUUUGAUCAGAUGUUUCAGAACAUUUUUGAACGAUUUCUUGGGGAUUUUAAUCCACCAUCCCAAGCCUUACCACCAGGUUCACCGUCAGAAAGGCCACAGGAAAAUUUUUCUCAACGCCCCAAAUCCCUAAGAGAUAGAAUGCUUAAAGGCCCUGAUACACCUCAUGGCAAUGAUGACCUCCCUGAUCAGCUUGGAGGCAGUCAGUUGGAUGGUCCUCCCUCUCCUCCUUCUUCAUUUUUGUUUGGUGAUUUAUGGAAAUUACCAUUUGGUGGAAUGAGGCAUCCUGAUCAAAGAGCUGACGUAGACCUGGAUAGGCAAGUGGAAAUGGGAACCCAAAGCUUGGAUGACAUCCUUGCUCCAAGGGAGAAUAACCAAGGAGGAAGGCAUAUCUCACCAUCAUCGUCGUCAUCAUCAUCAUCUUCUUUUUCAAGUGUAACUAUUAUGGAUUCAAAUGGUAUUUCUGAAACAAAAACCACAAGAAGAGAUUCUAGUGGGAAAGAAGAGGUGACAAUAACGCGAAGAAUUGGUGAUGAAUUGCACACUAUUAGAAGGAGAAAAGACAGUUCUGGGAAUGAAGAGACAGAGGAAGAUACAGUUAACGUAAACAGUGAAUCGUUUCCAUAUUUGUCGGAUGGCAAUGCCUCAAACCCACAACCAUCCUUGUUCUCCAUAGUCGAGUCUCUCAUGGAAGACUUCUUCCCCCGACGAAGGUAGCACUUUGGAAUUCCGACAGGGAAUUAAACACUUUGAAGUCUCAAAAUUCAAGCCGUUGUGGAAAUUCACGUGUAGUUUAUCACGCACAGAAAUAUCUUUUCUGGCAGUUGUUAAAUGGGAUAGAGAAACGUCGUGGUCAAACGGGAACGUCAGUUUUAUUGAAAUCGUUCACUUGUGCUGUGGGAGUUUUAUUAUCACCUAAGAAUGAUUUUCGAGGAAUGUUAAAGUAAUGUGGGAUUGCACCAGCUCUGCCUCUAUUCGCUCUGUGAUUGCUUUUUAAUUAGCACCACUUUCCCAACCAACUGGAUGCAAAACUAAAAUCAAUCGCGACUUGGUCAGUCAUUCGCGUGUUUUGCACGUCAGGAAGUUUGCAUUUGAUUGAUUCCUGUGGAUAACUUUGUUUGAUUUGCUUUUUGACUACUAUUUGAUUUCUUUGUGUUUGAUUUCACGAUGCUCAAAUGAAAAGCGCUCUAUGCAAAUACAGUAUAGUCCAAAAAUACAUAUUCCCUUGAACCCAUACAAAAUGUUUUUCUCUGUAACACACAGUAUCGUAGGGGAAAAAAGCUACAGGCUCCAAGAAAACGUCAGUUUGAGUGAGAGAACAAAAUUUUGGAAAUUGCAUAACAUAGUACUUUGUCAGCUUUAAGUCUGAUUCUCAGUCUGAUUCUCAGUCUGAUUACGGAAGCUAUCUUAAUUAACAGCUACAAGGUAACAACUUUAAAAUUGUUCUGUUUAUUAACGCUGGAGAAUUUGAUCCACCAGAAUAAAGGAAUACAGAGCAGAGUAACUAGUGA
Molecule: messenger RNA, 1847 nt
Organism: Pocillopora verrucosa
Lineage: Eukaryota; Metazoa; Cnidaria; Anthozoa; Scleractinia; Pocilloporidae
Product: HCLS1-associated protein X-1
Biological process (GO): regulation of actin filament polymerization; negative regulation of apoptotic process
Cellular component (GO): apical plasma membrane; sarcoplasmic reticulum; mitochondrion
Source: RefSeq, a predicted model, not a curated record